Molecule: messenger RNA, 360 nt
Organism: Plasmodium gaboni
Lineage: Eukaryota; Apicomplexa; Aconoidasida; Haemosporida; Plasmodiidae
Product: heat shock factor-binding protein 1
Exons: 1
Coding region: 1-360 (119 amino acids)
Molecular function (GO): transcription corepressor activity
Source: RefSeq, a predicted model, not a curated record
AUGAAUUUUAACGAAAUGUUAAAGAGUAAUGAAAAUAAUAUUAGGAGUGACAAGUUGAAUAAUUUUUGUACUUCAUUUAAUAAUUCCUCUAUGUCCUUGAAUUGUACAAAACAAAAUAACAUAUCAUUAUUAAAUAAUAAUAACAACAAUAAUAAUAAUAAUAAUAAUAUAAAUAUAAAAGUUGAACCUAAAGCAGGAGAAGAACUAGAAAUUUAUGUAGAAAAUAUGCUGAACGAAUUAAAAACCAAAAUGCAGAGCUUAUCAGAUAAUCUAUUAAAUAAAGUUGACAAUAUGGAAAAAUAUUUAGACGAACUAGAAAAUAUUAUGAUGAACUAUACAUCUCAAAAUAAUUUACAGUAA